CUAACAGAAAGUACAAUGCAUUAUUUGAAUUAUGUUUUGCUUCUUUCAUUUUAUCUAAAUGAGUAUUAUUUAGAGGCUGCCACAACGGCGAAAACUUCUAGUGACGUAUGGGAUCAUACACUUUCAAGUCAAUCCUCUUCCAUUCCAUUAUUUGAAUUUGGAGAAAAGUCUUAUUAUAUCUCGAAAUUUAAGCUCACGUUCUUAGAAGCAUAUCAGUUCUGUCAAGAAAUUCAGAUGAAGUUAGUAACAAUUCAUUCGUCGGAGGAAGUUGACGCACUGACAAAAUUUGUCCGUCAGGCAGGCGAUGAGCUGGACUUCUGGACUUCUGGAUCUAGGCUAGUAGAUAGCAAAAUAUGGAUUUGGAUGUCGACGAUGGAAGUUGUGGAAUAUACAAAGUGGAGUAACGGGCAACCUGAUUAUGUAAAUGAGCAGUGCCUUGAAUUGUGGUUUGUAGGCACUGAAGGACUAUAUUUUAAUAAUAGAGAUUGCGCUUCCAAACAAACGUUUAUCUGCGAAAAAAACACACAUCUGCCUCGAAUAACUCGUGAGGCCGCGGAUGCAGGUUGCCUGUCUUCUUUGGGCAGUCAUUACAUAUUUCCCAAUACAAAUUUACUAAAUUUUGAAGGAAAAAGUUACUAUAUAGGCAAUUAUUUCAAGGCGACUUUCCUGCAAGCUAGCCAGUUCUGUCAAAUGAUUGGCAUGAAAUUAGUUUCAAUCGAAUCAGAGGCAGAAAAUGUGAGGCUAUACAAAUAUAUUCGAGAUACUAUUGCAGGGGAUGGCUUUUGGUCCUCCGGUUCCAAGCUUGUCGAUGGCAAAAACAUAAUUUGGCUCUCAACUGGCAGAAUGGCAGAUUAUACAAAUUGGAUGCCUAACCAACCAGACAACGCUAAAGAAAUGUGCAUUGAGCUCGUGCAGAGACGGAACGAUGGUUUAUUUUGGAAUGAUUUGAACUGCGACGAUAAACUUUUCUUUAUAUGUGAGCAAAACGACAAUAUUUUAAGUCGGAACGCAGAAUCAAUUAUUGAGGAAAAAUCUUCUGCUGUUCAAUCAGCUGCAAAUAUUGAGCCAGCGACUGAAUAUCCAGAGAAUCCUACUCUACCUAUUACUACCAUAGAUGGAGUAAAAUAUCGGAUCAGCAAAUUCAAUGCAACACAAGAGAAAGCUUUACUAGCUUGCAGGCAGUAUGGUAUGGAACUAGUCAGCAUAUUGGACAAGGCAAAGAAUGAUAUCAUCACUAAAUUGAUCCAACAACACAAUUCUACUGAUAACUAUUGGGUUUCCGCAAAGAAAAAACCGGACAACAAAUGGAUAUGGUGGGAACUGCAACCGAUGGUUUAUACAAACUGGGCUGACAGUGAACCUAAUAACCUUGGAGGGAGUGAAUUUUGUAUUGUAUUUCGGCAUACUAGUGGUCUGUGGAAUGAUAUAAAUUGUGAAAGUGAUUUCUAUUUCAUCUGCGAAAGUCGCAACAACUUCAAUCCAAGCUCCAAUCCAACUGUAAAUAUAUAUGUCAACAACAAUCAUGAGACAGUUACUCAAUAUCCAGACAAUCCUAAUCUGCUUAUAACGACGGUAGAUGGAGUGAAAUACCGGGUCAGCAAAUUCAAAGCAACACAAGAAAAAGCUUCAGAAUCAUGCAGGCAGUAUGGUAUGGCACUUGCCAGCGUAUUGGACCAGGGAAAGAGUGAUGUCAUCCUUAAAGUGGUUCAGCAAAAUAAUUCUACUGAUAACUAUUGGGUAUCCGCAAAGAAACAACCAGACAAGAAAUGGAUAUGGUCGGAAUUACAACCUAUGGUUUACACAAAUUGGGCCCCCAAUGAGCCUAAUAACGUUGCAAAUAAUGAAUUUUGUAUUGAAUUUUUGCGUACUGACGGUAAGUGGAACGACAUAAAUUGUAUGCGUGAUUUGUAUUUCGUCUGCGAAAGUCUCAACUUCAAUCCAAGCUCCAAAAAUUGCGACUGUGAUGGGUCGUUUACACAGUCGAAGAAGAUUGCCUCUUUGGGAGAUGGAUAUAAUGUUGCAAUCAAUAAUAAUAUUGGAACCUCUAACAGUCAUCAUACAGUACUUUCUAAUUAAUGGAAAAUUAUAGAAUUGAAGAAAUAAAUAUUGUUUUU
Anoplophora glabripennis (Asian longhorned beetle) is the source of this 2114-nucleotide messenger RNA. Its product is annotated as macrophage mannose receptor 1. Lineage: Eukaryota; Metazoa; Arthropoda; Insecta; Coleoptera; Cerambycidae. The record is from RefSeq and is a predicted model, not a curated record. Gene Ontology annotation, molecular function: signaling receptor activity. The transcript has 13 exons. Bases 16 to 2076 code for a protein of 686 amino acids.